Molecule: messenger RNA, 717 nt
Organism: Talaromyces proteolyticus
Lineage: Eukaryota; Fungi; Ascomycota; Eurotiomycetes; Eurotiales; Trichocomaceae
Exons: 1
Source: RefSeq, a predicted model, not a curated record
GAUGCUACCUCGCUCUACUCCGAAGCCUCGCCUCUGCUCCUACCAUCCAAAGACGGCUCCGCGCCAGGUUUUGCUCCUGCUCAGUCUCUGUCACGCGGUCUACAAAUCCCAUCAAGGUCAUACCGUCUAACCUCCGGCUUCGAGUACCCUGCCGUCCUAUCAGCUUAUAAUGUUUCCGAGGAAGACUGGAGGAGGUUUACUAGCGAGAUCACAGAGCAAGCCAAGCUGUCGUCAUCACAAUGGAGAACAGUCAUCGGCGUUGGCCUAGGCACAAUGGCGGUCGGCGGUAUGAUGUUAGGCUUCUUCGGUGCCGUUCCAGCCGUCAUCGCAGCUCGAAAGAAACGCGCGCACCAGGAGAAUCGGAAUGUGGCAGCAUCAAUGGCCUCAGACAGCGAGUCUGCUCUCUCACACAAAAUCAGUGACUGGAAUGAGUCGUUUUUCAAACCUCGCGGCCUUGUGAUACGCAUCGACAUGCCAUUUAACGAUGACGAGAGUCUUUGGGAGAUGGAUGUCACCCCAUCAUCGUCUCGGUCAGGAUCGGUAGUGUCGUUACCGAUGGAGAGGACGGAAGCACAAAAUACAUCGAAAGAGAAAGAGAAAGCCCGGAGUCGAGGACGAAUUGUCAUUGUUCCGCUCAAUCAACGUCCUUCCUCGGUGAUGAGUCAAGCUACCACUCUCGCGGAAGAGAGUCGUUACAUGCCUGUGGUUUACGAUUAA